This is a messenger RNA of Hordeum vulgare subsp. vulgare (domesticated barley), 1308 nucleotides long. RefSeq names its product ribosome-binding factor PSRP1, chloroplastic. The transcript is spliced from 4 exons. Gene Ontology annotation, biological process: primary metabolic process; negative regulation of translational elongation. The record is from RefSeq and is a predicted model, not a curated record. Lineage: Eukaryota; Viridiplantae; Streptophyta; Magnoliopsida; Poales; Poaceae. The coding region runs from base 223 to 1122 and encodes 299 amino acids. Gene Ontology annotation, molecular function: ribosomal small subunit binding. Gene Ontology annotation, cellular component: cytosolic small ribosomal subunit.
ACGCUAUUGCGCUGCGCGCGACAUGGCCACGCGGAGGGAGCUUUGGCAUCUCUCGUCUCUCGAAAAAUCUAGAGUGGAAUGGAUAGGACCAAUCCACAUCCACAUCACUCCCCUGCAUCCGCUCUACUCCUACAAAGGAACGAACUGAGCAAGAUUCAAAGAAUCAUCAGCCCAUCCAAUCCAAUCCGUCUUCCUCUUCUCCUCUCCUUGCUGCACUAGUAGAUGAGCAUGGCGGCGACGGCACCGGCGGCCGCCACGGCCACGGCCUGGCCUUCCACCUCCUCCUCUAUCCACCACCACGCCACCCCCAACCCCCGCGCCCUCCGCUCCGGCUUCCUCGGCCGCGCCCUCACGCUCUGCCCGCACCCGGUGGACGCCCGCGCCGCCGCCGCCGUGUCCGUGCGCGCGGCCUGGGACGGUCCGCUCUCCUCCGCGCGCCUCAUCAUGCAGGGCCGCAACGUCAAGCUGACGGAGAAGCUCAAGGAGCACAUCGAGGACAAGGUGGGGCGCGCGGUGUCCAACCACGCGCACCUGGUGCGGGAGGUGGACGUGCGCCUCUCCGCCCGCGGCGGCGACCUCAGCAAGGGCCCCAAGCUCUCCCGCUGCGAGGUCACGCUCUUCACGCGCCGCCACGGCGUCGUGCGCGCCGAGGAGGAGGAGGAAUCCUCCUACGCAUCCAUCGACGCCGCCGCCGCCGUCGUCAAGCGCAAGCUCCGCAAGAUCAAGGAGAAGGAGACGGACGUGCGCCACCUCAAGGGCACCAAGGAGUGGCAGGCCGCCGACGCUGAUGCGACUGGCUUCUCCGACGUCGAGGAGGAAUCGGAGCUAGAGCUCGAGGAGGACGACCUCGUCGAGGUCAUCGGCGCCGAGGACGAGGAGACCGUGCUCACCAAGGUUGUGCGCACCAAGGUGUUCGAGAUGGCGCCGCUGACGGUGGACGAGGCGCUGGAGCAGCUCGAGAACGUCGACCAUGACUUCUACGCCUUCAGGAACGAGCAGACAGGCGAGGUGAACAUCCUGUACAAGAGGAAGGAGGGAGGGUUCGGGCUCAUCAUCCCUAAGCAGGACGGCCACGUCGACAAGGCCACCGUCAACGCCAAGGAGCACCCCGUCGCCGGCUGACCACGCCCUCCGUCAAUCACUAGCUGUAGCUGCAUUAGUUGGUCUGUUUUUUUUCCCUCAUGAUGGUCGGUGUCUGUCAAGCAAGUGUUGGUGUUUCAUCAGAUCAGACAGCCCCUUCUUUGUGCAAAUUAACAGACGCUCUCUGGGCUGUGUUAACUCAUGAUGAUCCCACAUACCAGUUGGUAA